UAACGAUUAUAAAACACACUACUAAGUUCGUGCCGUAUCAACGUGGUUGAUAAUCAGCUUAAAUGGUUUAAUAAAGCGUUGUUUUUAAAAAUUACACGUUCUGUAUAGCCGAGUGUUGAAACAAGUGUCCAUCCGAGAGUUCAAUUUAAACACGUUUUAAUCGAUUCUUCCUUGCCAAUGUGGUUUUUAUUCCUUUCUGAUAAGAGUGAUGACAUUUAUGCAAGUGUAUUCGACCAGUCGAUUCCCACGUGUGGAGAUAUGCACGCGUGUGUAAUAUUUUCAACGCUUAUUGUGUUUUCGAGUUCUGUGACACUGCGGACGGAACCAAGCACGAGCAUAACAAGUAAAACUAAGAUCGAGUUGAAGCCCAUUCUCAUCUCCUGCUCCUUGACAGACAUAGUCGUGAUUUCAGCACCAGUCAUACAAAAUGCUAUCUACUACCUAUACAAGCCUAGCGGAGAAUGCACCAAAUUGAACGUCUCACGUCCGAAAUACUACCACAAAAAACUAUUUUUCAACGAUAUUUACGACAAUAUCGUUAUACAGAACAGAAGGAACUAUGAGGGAAUCGUUCCCGUCAGCAAUUUCAGGGUCUUCAAUCUCAAUGAUGAUGUCGAAGGCACGGAAACAUUUGAGGACAAUACGAAGAAGUUGAAUUCGAACGAUUUUAUCAUCGGACCUCUGUUGAGAGAAGACCACGGCAAUUGGGUGCUGAGUGCGUACUACCAGGAUAUAGAUGGCGAUUGGGUGGAGACGUUUCAAGUUAUCACGAUAGAAAUUACAGACUACGUGCCCCCCAGUCCGACCGUGGCUCACCUAAAGCAAGGAGACACCUUCGCAUUCAGCUUCGCCUACCCAAUCCAGAACCUGACCAGUUGCGAGCUGAUCGCUCCAAGAUCCACCUUCGACAGGUUCUACGAGAGAAAUACCAUCGACAUGGAUACCUGUGGAUACGUCAUCAGGAACGUGACGAGCGAAGACCAAGGGCUGUGGAGGAUCACAGGUGUGGGAGACAUAGUGUAUGGGACCCAAGUGUAUUUGGAAGUGCUGCAGCCGAGUCAAAAAAGUUUGUUUGACUUACAUUAAGGCUGAGUUGCACCACCUAACUUUGACCGAUAAACGGUGUUUUUUGUAUGGAGUUUGAUAGAUUUUUGACGUUUGUUAAAGUUAAAGUAAGAUGGUGCAACCCAGCCUUACUGUGCUGUCCAAUAAGACCAUUGACAGUGCAACCUUGCGAUUAACAAUAGAUUUGAUAUGGUUGCACUCACAGAAUAGAAUGUCUGUUAUUAGAUAAUUAGAUGCACUGCAGUAGUUUUCAUAAGUAGUUAUUUAUUUUUCUUAUCGUAAAAUUGUGAUCCGUCGUGCGUGAGGCCCUUUGAAGCAAAGAACACGCAUGCGUUCCUCACUGUAUUAGAAUUAAAAAUUGUAAAUAGAUGCAAGAGUAAAUUAUUAGGAAUUGAUAAAUUGUUUAGUGUGAUUGAUUACUUACAUAAGUUAUUUAAGAAUAAAACCUAUAAGUCCCGUAAUUGAACUUCAUUUAAUAUUAACAAAAGACCUGCUGAAAAUUUAAACUCUUUUAUUACAAAGUUAGUUAGGCUUACUUAGUUUCGGUGUUAACCAAACGCGUGACACACCAAACCCGUUAGUGCUGUGGAAACAACAAUGAGCAUUAUGACCGCCUAUUUCGAUAACUGAGCUGAUAUCAAGUGUGUCAAAUUCCUCCUUUAGAUAAACGAUGCAUACAGUGUAAAUAUGCCCGGGCCCGCCACUAUAGGGCUAUAAAGUGGGACAUACAAGUCAAAAAUAUGUGACAGCCAUAAAUUUCAAAAUUUCUGAGUAAUGAAAUGUAAUCACAAAUCAGGGCACGUUACGAAAUUAAAAUUUUCAGGAACGUAUUUGAAUUGUAAACGAACGUUCCGUUAAUCUUUUGUUAAAUAGGUAAAAUCGUGAAAAUUGCCAUAAAACGUGCUCGUUCUGACAAUUGCCUUAUCAUAAAUACUUCUUUUUAUCGAUAUUUUCAUGUCCUGCAAUAACUUUUUAAGUACUAACAUACAAAAGGAGACAUUUAGGAAGUUGUGUGAUAAUUACCAGCGACAAAUAAAAUACAAAAUAUGAA
This is a messenger RNA of Ostrinia nubilalis (European corn borer), 2116 nucleotides long. RefSeq lists its product as uncharacterized. The transcript has 3 exons. NCBI's taxonomy places the organism in Eukaryota, Metazoa, Arthropoda, Insecta, Lepidoptera, Crambidae. The coding region runs from base 178 to 1086 and encodes 302 amino acids. The record is from RefSeq and is a predicted model, not a curated record.